Messenger RNA from Struthio camelus australis, 885 nucleotides. It is a transcript of the gene NUTF2, whose product is annotated as nuclear transport factor 2. The record is from RefSeq and is a predicted model, not a curated record. NCBI's taxonomy places the organism in Eukaryota, Metazoa, Chordata, Aves, Struthioniformes, Struthionidae. Gene Ontology annotation, cellular component: nuclear pore central transport channel. Gene Ontology annotation, biological process: protein import into nucleus. Gene Ontology annotation, molecular function: nuclear import signal receptor activity.
UUGGAAUGGCGGAAGGGCCCCUGGCCGCAGUUUCUCCAACUGCCUCGGCUGAAUUAGGGACUUCAGCUGGGUCACUGGCUUUGGGUGAGGAUUCAGAAUGGGAGACAAGCCUAUCUGGGAGCAGAUUGGAUCCAGCUUCAUACAACAUUACUACCAGCUCUUUGAUGCAGACAGGACCCAGUUAGGAGCAAUAUAUAUUGAUGCAUCAUGCCUUACGUGGGAAGGACAGCAGUUCCAGGGCAAAGCAGCUAUUGUUGAAAAACUGUCUAGCCUUCCUUUCCAAAAAAUACAACACAGCAUCACAGCACAAGACCACCAACCUACACCUGACAGCUGUAUACUCAGUAUGGUAGUGGGACAGCUUAAGGCUGAUGAAGAUCCUAUCAUGGGAUUCCACCAGAUAUUUCUAUUAAAGAACAUCAAUGAUGCCUGGGUUUGCACCAAUGACAUGUUCAGGCUAGCACUGCACAACUUUGGCUGAGCUGGAAACCCCGAGGCACCCAUGCUUUUUUCUUCUCUCUUCUUUCUGAUAUUAUUCACACUCACGGAACAUUCCAAAUAUCAUACACAAACCUGCAGCACUGCAGAGCGUGAGCAAGCAAGACCUGAGACCUGCCCUUCUGCCGAGUUUACAUUGUCACUAGAUGAGUUCCUUGUGCAUGAUGUUUGGAAGUUACUUAGCUGCAUUUGACAAGAGAAAUUUGUGUUGUACCAGCAUGCCUCGGAAAGAAUUUAUAAUGCAAAGGGUUGCUGUUUAUGUACUGACAAGAUGCUUUAUAACCCAAAGAAAUGAAAGAACAGCAGCCUGUACAGCCCAGAUGUUGAUUUGUUCGGAUGUUUUGAUGCUACAUUACACAAUAAAACCAUGAGAUUUUCUUAACAGUU